AUGGCAAGCAAUAAUGACGGCUAUCAGAAUCAUAAUAGGGCGAGUACAAUUACUGUCACUGUACUCGCCUUGGUCUUCGUUUUAUUACGCUUCCUAGCGCGAUAUGUGAAUAACAAAGGUUAUGGAAUAGAAGAUAUUCUCCUCACUUUAGCAAUGAUAGGCGACUUGAUAUUGCUUGCAUUGGACUUGGAUGCGGUGAAUCAUGGUUUGGGCUUAUACCUCGUUGAUUUCCCACUAGAAUACUUCCAGCUUUGUAACCAGCUUAUUUUCGCCUACGAACUCAUCUGGAAUCUCACCAUGGCGACAAUCAAAAUGACUAUUCGUGAUAUUAUGGGCUAUUGCCGCUGUGUUCGUAACGCUUUUUCAAUGUGUACCCGUGAACAAGUUUUGGAACCCUUCCGUUCCAGGCCACUGUAUCAACAGAUUGGGUUAUUACCUUGGUGGCUCAAUACCGAAUAUAUUGUCGGAUAUAGCAAUGCUCUGUUUGCCCAUCCGAAGUGUAUGGAAACUUCACUGCUCAAUGACCACUCGAAUUUCAUUAACCUGCGUUUUUAUUCUGGGUGUGUUUUGUUUGCUAGUUUUUACCGAUUGGUACCGAUCGUUGCGUAUAGUUCUGACGAGACAAGCUUUUUGCUGACCUUGAAAUCAUUGGAAUCAGACUCAGCAGCCAUUAAUCUUGCCUGGGCUACCAUUGAAGUCUCUUGUGCAAUUAUCUCGGCUUGUCUUCCGACAUUGAGGCCUCUACUGAGAUUAGUAUGGCGUGGCUUCGACUCUACCAACAGAUCUGUUUCAAAUAAUCCAUACCCAACCCGUAAUAGCCAGCGAGUUCAACAAAGUCAUCCUGCGGGCCAUUUCAGUGAUGAGGAACCUCUACGUGCCAUUUCCGUGGAGACUAGAAUAGACAUCACAGCGCUUCCUAACGCUCCGGAAAGAAGCUGGUUUGUGGAACGUCUCGGAGUUACCUGA
Molecule: messenger RNA, 966 nt
Organism: Talaromyces proteolyticus
Lineage: Eukaryota; Fungi; Ascomycota; Eurotiomycetes; Eurotiales; Trichocomaceae
Exons: 7
Coding region: 1-966 (321 amino acids)
Source: RefSeq, a predicted model, not a curated record